Messenger RNA from Nicotiana tabacum (common tobacco), 1590 nucleotides. RefSeq lists its product as uncharacterized. The record is from RefSeq and is a predicted model, not a curated record. Gene Ontology annotation, cellular component: mitochondrial outer membrane. Lineage: Eukaryota; Viridiplantae; Streptophyta; Magnoliopsida; Solanales; Solanaceae. Gene Ontology annotation, molecular function: ATP hydrolysis activity; ATP binding.
UCAAGUUUUCUUGAUAACCAAGACGAGUCUCUCUAUUUAUGUGUUUUGAAACCCAAAAACGCCUUUCUUCAUCCAAAAACUUACCCCUUUAUUCUAAAUCUAAAAAAUCUACUGAUAACGAUGAAGAGUAAUUCUUCAGAGACGAAAUUCGUGCAAGAGUUGAUUCUGUACGCGGCAAGCGCUGCUCUUAGCUGCCUCGUGUUGUUUGUGGGGCUCCGACAGCUUGACCCGAACCGGGAAGCAUCCAAGAAGGCUCUGGAACACAAGAAGGAAAUUGCUAAGCGUCUGGGCCGACCCCUCAUUCAUACCAAUCCUUAUGAGGAUGUGAUAGCCUGUGAUGUAGUGAACCCUGAUCAUAUAGAUGUGGAGUUUGAUUCCAUUGGUGGGUUGGAAUCCAUUAAGCAAGCAUUAUAUGAAUUAGUAAUUCUUCCCAUGCGGAGACCUGAGCUAUUUUCUCAUGGAAAGCUGCUGGGUCCGCAAAAAGGAGUCCUGCUUUAUGGACCACCUGGGACUGGAAAGACUAUGCUUGCCAAAGCAAUUGCUAAAGAGUCUGGUGCGGUUUUUAUUAACGUGAGAAUAUCAAAUCUGAUGAGCAAGUGGUUCGGUGAUGCACAAAAAUUAGUUUCUGCCGUAUUUAGUUUGGCAUAUAAGCUCCAGCCAGCAAUUAUAUUUAUUGAUGAAGUGGAUAGCUUUUUGGGUCAGCGCAAGACUUCAGAUCAUGAAGCAUUAACAAAUAUGAAGACUGAAUUCAUGGCUUUAUGGGAUGGUUUUACCACAGAUCAGAAUGCACGGGUAAUGGUUCUUGCUGCAACUAAUCGCCCAUCUGAGCUUGAUGAAGCAAUUCUUCGACGUCUUCCUCAGGCCUUUGAGAUUGGAUUCCCCGACCGUAGAGAGAGAAUUGAGAUUCUGAAGGUGAUCCUGAGGGGAGAGAGAGUGGAAGAUAACAUUGACUAUGACCGCAUUGCUAGUUUAUGUGAUGGAUACACUGGUUCAGAUCUUCUUGAGCUCUGUAAAAAAGCUGCCUACUUUCCUAUCCUUGACCUGCUUAAUGACGAGAAAAAUGGAAAUCCUUCCGCGGAGCCAAGGCCAUUAUCAGAAUCCGAUUUGGAGAAAGUUGUAGCUACGUCAAAAAAGACACAGGUUGCUGCAAAUGAAUACAAUACAUUACGUUCACAGUUUGUUGGAUUGUCAAGGCACACAGACAGAGAUGAUUAUCCAGUCCAAGCUGCAAUUAGCGAGCUUUCUAAGCUUGUGGUUUCACAAAUUUUAAAUCUCCAGAUAGAUAACCAGGAUUCUUAAUCGCCACUAGCAAUUGCCACAGACGGGAAGAUUUUGGAUUGUGUAUAUUGAUUGACAUACUUUUUACGGGUCACUGGGUGAAGUGAGUAUUUCAGUAAUUUUAAUGUUGUAGGAAAUUUGAGCAAUUUAGUUGACAGUCAUUAACAAUGGGCGUAGAUGCUGUUGUACCGCUUAUUGAAUAGAACGACAGCUAUUUAUCUGUGGAUGGUUGAGAAAGUUUAAUGGCAUAUGCAUAAUGGAAUAGCCGCUCCUAUCAUUUUUGUUGGCGGACCAGUUUCUCCUUUUUCCUAA